AUGUCGACGGUACCUAUGAAUGGGUCCAUUGAGGACAAAGUCCUAGCAAAUGCAGAAUCCACUGGACGAGACAUCCGGGAUCAUAUGCUUUUCGAGGUUUCUACCGAGGCCGCCAAUCGAGUCGGAGGCAUCUACUCCGUGAUCAAAUCAAAAGCCCCUGUCACCACUGCCGAAUAUGGCGAUCGAUACACUCUCAUCGGCCCUCUCAAUCGUGCUUCAGCUGCGGUCGAAGUCGAGCCCCUCACCCCUACGAAUCCCGAACUCGCCGAGACCAUAACAAACAUGCAGGCUAGGGGCAUUGGAUUGGUCUACGGCAGAUGGCUGAUUGAGGGUGCACCACGCAUCCUGCUUAUCGAUACAAAAACGGGCUACCGAUGGCUUGAUGAGUGGAAGGCAGAUCUGUGGCAUACGGCUGGUAUACCUUCGCCUCCUGGAGAUGACGAGACGAAUGAAGCAGUGGUCUUCGGAUACCUCGUAGCUUGGUUCCUUGGCGAGUUUGUAUCUCAUGAGCGCAAGCGAGCUAUCAUCGCCCAUUUUCACGAAUGGCUCGCGGGAGUGGCUCUUCCCUUGACGAAAAAACGGAGAAUAGACGUGACCACCAUCUUCACCACACACGCUACCCUUCUCGGAAGAUAUCUUUGCGCUGGGUCGGUCGACUUUUACAAUAACCUCCAGUACUUUGAUGUGGAUGCAGAAGCUGGAAAGCGCGGUAUAUACCACAGAUGUUGCAUCGAACGAGCCGCAGCACACGCUACCGACGUUUUUACCACCGUCUCCCACAUCACGGCUUACGAAAGCGAGCAUCUGCUGAAGCGGAAGCCUGAUGGAGUACUGCCCAAUGGCUUGAACGUGAAGAAAUUCUCCGCCAUGCACGAGUUCCAGAAUCUGCAUCAACAAUCAAAAGAGAAGAUUCAUGACUUCGUACGUGGACACUUCUAUGGCCACAACGACUUCGAGCCGGACAAUACGCUAUAUUUCUUCACGGCAGGGCGGUAUGAAUACAGAAACAAAGGGGUGGAUAUGUUCAUCGAAUCUCUGGCGCGACUGAACCAUAGCUUGAAGAGCUCAGGGUCUAAAAUGACCGUGGUUGCGUUCAUCAUCAUGCCAGCAAAAACAACAUCCUUGACAGUGGAGGCUUUGAAAGGCCAGGCAGUCAUCAAGUCAUUGCGAGAUACCGUGGGAGUCAUCGAGCGAGAAGUGGGAAAGAGGCUGUUUGAUCGAUCGCUCCAGUGGCACGAGGGAGAAGAUGUGCCCGAGCACAAGGACCUGCUGACGAGCGCUGACCGGGUCAUGCUUCGACGACGACUCUUCGCGAUGAAGCGAAAUACGCUGCCACCAGUCGUCACGCACAACAUGGCCAACGACGCUGAUGAUCCAAUCCUGAACCAGAUACGCCGAGUGCAGCUGUUCAACCACCCGUCUGACCGCGUAAAGGUCAUUUUCCACCCGGAAUUCCUCAACUCUGCCAAUCCUGUCCUACCCCUCGACUACGAUGAUUUCGUCCGCGGCACGCAUAUGGGGAUUUUCCCAUCCUACUAUGAGCCAUGGGGCUAUACGCCAGCCGAAUGUACCGUCAUGGGUGUUCCGAGCAUCACCACAAAUCUCUCUGGCUUCGGAUGUUACAUGGAGGAGCUCAUUGAGAACGCAUCCGAUUAUGGAAUCUACAUUGUUGAUCGCCGAAUGAAGGGCAUUGACGAUUCCGUCAAUCAGCUUGCGAGUUAUAUGUUUGACUUUGCUUCCAAGAGUAAGAGACAACGUAUCAACCAGAGGAAUCGGACAGAGCGCUUGAGCGAUCUUCUGGACUGGAAGAGAAUGGGUAUGGAAUAUGUGAAGGCUCGGCAACUGGCUUUGAGGAGAGCAUACCCAGCUUCAUUUGACGACGACUAUGACGAGGCAGGCAUGUUCGAUGCUACAGAGCCUAAGCUUAGCCGGCCGUUAUCCGUCCCAGGAUCACCAAGAAACCGGUCUGGCAUGAUGACGCCCGGUGACUUUGCAUCGCUGCAAGAAGGCCGGGAAGGCUUGAGUACCGAGGAUUACAUCGCGUGGAAAUUGCCUGAAGAGGAAGACCCAGAUGACUAUCCCUUCCCUCUGACCUUGCGAUCGCCAAAGAAGUCCACACCGAUGGGUUCGCCAAAUCCAGGUGUCAUGAAUGGGGUGUCUUGA
Messenger RNA from Letharia columbiana, 2163 nucleotides. RefSeq lists its product as uncharacterized. Lineage: Eukaryota; Fungi; Ascomycota; Lecanoromycetes; Lecanorales; Parmeliaceae. Gene Ontology annotation, biological process: glycogen biosynthetic process. Gene Ontology annotation, molecular function: alpha-1,4-glucan glucosyltransferase (UDP-glucose donor) activity. The coding region runs from base 1 to 2163 and encodes 720 amino acids. The transcript is spliced from 3 exons. The record is from RefSeq and is a predicted model, not a curated record. Gene Ontology annotation, cellular component: cytoplasm.